AUGUCUUACCAACAGCAGCAGUGCAAGCAGCCCUGCCAACCUCCUCCUGUGUGCCCACCUCAGAAGUGCCCAGAGCCUUGUGCUCCUCCAAAGUGCCCAGAGCCUUGUCCUCCUCCAAAGUGCCCUGAGCCUUGUCCUCCUCCAAAGUGCCCAGAGCCUUGUCCUGAGCCAUGUCCCCCUCCCUCAUACCAGCAGAAAUGCCCUCCUGUGCAACCUCCUCCACCCUGCCAGCAGAAGUGCCCACCCAAGAGCAAGUGA
Molecule: messenger RNA, 258 nt
Organism: Mastomys coucha (southern multimammate mouse)
Lineage: Eukaryota; Metazoa; Chordata; Mammalia; Rodentia; Muridae
Product: small proline-rich protein 2D
Exons: 1
Coding region: 1-258 (85 amino acids)
Cellular component (GO): cornified envelope
Source: RefSeq, a predicted model, not a curated record